AUGAUUGUUUUGGACCCCCACAGAGGGUUUUCGUUUGUGCCCAAUCAGCACACGAAACAGGAGAAGGUCCAUAGCAACGGUUUUGACCGGCUUUGCUGGGAUGAGCAUCUCGAUCCUCAAGAGGAUGAUGCGUCUGAAUCGUCUGCAGCUGCCACCAGUGUGAGCGAAUCAAGCACUCAGGCCAGUGACGUGACUGAAAGUGAGGAUGUGCUGAGUCCACGGAAACUCACACGGAAGAUGAAGAAGGAAUUGAAGCUGCAGAAGAAGGCUAGCGCAAGAAAGCUUCGCCUGGCUAAGAAGGGCUUGACUGAGGCUUUCAUAGAUACUGACUUCAAUGAGUAUACGGCACGGCAGCAGAUCAAGAAGCUUCACGACCGGAUCUUGAAGAAGAACGUCCUGCCAGACCCAACUGACUUCAAGGUGUUCCACUACGAAUCUGUGGCUUUUUACAAGUCAGACGUAGACCAUCUCGUGCCUGGAGAGUGGCUUAAUGAUAAUAACAUUGCACUUGUGUACGAGUUGCUUACUCACACGUUUUUGAAGCUGAUCCCGUUUGGCCACGAGAUUCUUUUGCUUUACCCUUCGUUAGUGCAGUUGUUCUUGCAUUAUCCUGUGAUAGAGGAGGUCCUGGCGAUCUUGCCACAGAAGGAGUUGGCCAAACUGAAGUUUUUGUUUAUUCCCUUCAACUUUGUUGAUAGUUCGAUCGAUUUAGAAGAUGCUAAUAAUGGCGAUCAUUGGGCAUUGUGCGUUUUGAGCAUCAUGGAGAAACGCUUGUAUGUGUUUGACUCUAUGUCAUCAGAGGACGACCAUGACGGCGAGAAGUUGCUAGCGCAGCUUGCUAAGCGUCUUCAGGCUGCCAUUUUCAAGCCACACGAUACGCUUUCGGUAUUAAAGAUGCCAUGUGAUCAACAAGACAAUUUCGACGAUUGUGGUGUGUUUUGUAUCAUGUUCACCAUAUACCUCGUGUCGUUGCUCAUUUCCGAAGAGCCCGUGGAUUGGUGA
Messenger RNA from Candidozyma haemuli, 1002 nucleotides. It is a transcript of the gene ULP1, whose product is annotated as Ulp1p. The transcript is spliced from 2 exons. Gene Ontology annotation, molecular function: cysteine-type peptidase activity; deNEDDylase activity. The record is from RefSeq and is a predicted model, not a curated record. Bases 1 to 1002 code for a protein of 333 amino acids. Lineage: Eukaryota; Fungi; Ascomycota; Pichiomycetes; Serinales; Metschnikowiaceae. Gene Ontology annotation, biological process: proteolysis.